AUGGAAUCCAGGCUUAAGGAGGAGGAAGUACAGAGUGUGAAGUUCAAGUGUGGCUUUGAUGGAAGUUUUUUGGUUAAUUGUAGUGGUUUGAGUAAAGACAGAGCAGGGAGACUCAUCCUGUUUUGGAAGGAUAGCUCACAAGUCAGUAUUCUCUCCUUCUCCACCAAUCAUAUUGGAGGAUCGGUGACUGACAAUUGUGAUUCUCAGGACUGGUUUUUCUGUGGGCUCUACGGACAUCCGGAGGAACACAAUAAGAGAAGAACUUGGAGACUUCUCCAAGAGGAGAGAAGAAGCUACGGGGACAGGUUCUUAUGUUUUGGUGAUUUAAAUGAUAUUCUUUUUGAGGGAGAAAAACAAGGGGGUAUUCCUAGAUCCCUGAGGCAAUUCUCGUGGGGUCGUCAAUCGAUCAGCAACUGUGGUUUGAUUGACUUAGGAUUCGAAGGUUAUCCUUUCACUUGGACGAAUGGAAGAAAGGGGGAGGAAAACAGACAAUGUAGGUUGGAUAGGUGUCUUGCUUCGGAAGGUUACAUUAACAGGUUCUCUCCAAUCAAAGUCAGCCAUCUUGAGGGGUAUGGUUCAGAUCAUGUUGCUGUUAGGAUCAUCCUGGAAGAUGAAAUGCGGGGUUCAGCGAGGAAAAGACAACAUAUUUUUCGAUUUAAGGAGGUCUGGAGUAGGGAUCCGAAGUGUGAGAACAUGGUGGGCAGAUUGUGUAAGAAUCCGGGAGUGUGCAUUCUUAAUAAGUUUGAGGCCAUGAAAGAGCUUGAUUCAGUUUUCAAGGGUGGGGAGGAAGAUAUUGCGUCUUUCAAGGCUCUUGAAGUCCAAAGGGACAGGCGACUUCACGUGGAAGAGGUUAGCUGGAGACAAAGGAGUAUGGCUCUUUGGCUUAAACACGGGGACAAGAACACCAAGGGGAAGUUGAAAGUUGAUCAUAUUGACUGGUGUGCUAGGAGAUUCACGCAAGAGGAGGUGAAGGUCGCUUUGUUUCAGAUGCAGCCCCUUAAGGCUCCCGGUCCUGACGGUCUUCCGGCCCUGUUUUACCAAAAGCACUGGAACAUUAUGGGAACAAAUGUCUGCAACCUGGCCUUGGAUGUGCUGAAUAAUUGGGGUGUUACACUGAACAAUAACAAAAGUCCUAGCCUAAUAAAUGGUUCAUUCAUAGCUCUCAUUCCCAAAUGCAAGAAGCCGUCGACCUCUAAAGACUUUAAACCUAUCAGCUUGUGCAACGUGGUUUUGAAGAUUAUUACAAAGGCGAUAGCUAACAGGAUUAAGAUGAAGAAAAAGACGAAGGGGAAGAAAGGAGUUAUGGCUAUGAAGCUCGACAUGUCCAAAGCUUAUGACAGACUGGAGUGGCCUUUUGUGGUUGCUUUCCUCUCCUCAAUGGGAUUUCCGGAAACGAUGGUUGUUAACUUGGACAAAUUAGAAUUCUCUUUUAGUCGCGAUGUCAAAGAUGAAGAAAAAGAUCAAAUUCGUGUGAGACUAGGAAUGAACACAAUGGCUAGUCACUUCAAAUUCCUUGGUCUGCCUGUUCUAUUCAGCAGGUCAAGGAAAGAAGUCUUUGCCAUGGUUGUUGAGAAGGUGUGGAAAAACCUCAAAGGGUGGAAGGAGAAGUUUCUGUCGCGUGCAGGCUUGGUGGCGAUGUUUUGGUGGGGUUCUAGGAAUGAGGAAAAAAAGAUCCAUUGGAUGAGUUGGAAGAAGUUGGCGUGUGCUAAAGGGGAAGGAGGUUUGGGGUUUAGAGGUUUUAAAGAAUUCAAUACAAGCUUACUUGGGAAAACAUACUGGCGGCUCUUAAAUGAUGGUGAAUCCUUGCUAGGAAGGGUCUUAAAGGGGAGAUACUUCCCAAGGGGUAGCAUUGAUGACAACUAUGUGGCUUACGCUCCUAGCUAUGCAUGGAGAAGCAUCAUUAGUGCGAGGGAGUUGAUUUUGCAAGGCUCGCGGUGGAGGAUCGGUAAUGGCAAAAAGGUGAGAAUUCUAAAGGAUAGUUGGAUCUCAAGUAAUUCAGGUUUCAGAAUUAUUGGCAGUACAAGAGGCAUCAAUGAAAAUGCCUCAGUGCAGGAGCUUAUUGAUCCCGACUUGGGAAUUUGGAAACAGGACGUGAUCCGUGGCUGUUUCGAACCUUUUGAGGCUAGCUUGAUAACUAGUAUUCCUCUUUCUCGUAGCAUCACUGAAGAUAAGCGUAUAUGGCAUCAUGAAAAGAAUGGCUGCUACUCGGAUCGUUCCGGUUAUCAUUGUUGUUUGAAAAUGCAGUCUGAUUCUAGUCCGAGUCCUUCUAGCUUCCCUCUGCGAACCCUUUGGAAGGAGAUUUGGAAAGCCCCGGUCCAAGCAAAGAUCCGCAACUUUCUGUGGAGAUUGACCAAGGAUAUUCUUCCCACGAAGGUUAACCUGUUGAAGAAAGGUAUUAUACUGGACGAUUGCUGCUCUCCAUGCAAUUCUUCCCCUGAGUCAGCCCAUCACCUUUUAAUGGAGUGCCCUUUUGUGCGUCAAACUCUUUUCUCGUCUAUCCUGAGCUAUCGCACCCCGUCUGCGUUGGAUCUUUGUGAUUGGAUCCGAAGUUUUUUGGUAUGUGGGGACAAACUAAGUGCUCAAUUUCUUCCUACUGUGUUGCAUAAGGUGUGGACUGCAAGAAACUUAGUAAUUUAUCAGCAAAAGUCAUCCUCUCCCAUCUCUGUAGCGGCUAAUGCGCUAUAUUCGGUUAAGGAAUUUAAUUUGAGGAAUUCUCCUGUUGUUUCAAUAACGGAUCCUCGGGUUCAGCCCCUUAUGAACGAUAUUCCAGCAGACUUUACGUUGAUACAGGUGGACGCGGGAGUUUUUCCUGACGGGUCAGUUUCGUAUGGCUGUGUUUUCAAAAAUCAAAUUUCAGGUUCUUUCUUUGCUGUCAGCAAGAGAGAGUUGUUGACCGUUGAUCCGGGGCUGGCGGAGCUGUUGGCUAUCCAUUGGAGCCUUUCUUUAGCCGGUCAAUUCAAGCUUAGAAGUAUCAUGGUUCAUUCCGAUGCGAAAGUGGUGGUGGACUGCAUCAAUUCUCUUGUAGAUGUUCCGGCUUUAGAACCAAUUGCAAAUGACUGCAGGAUUCUGUUAAGGAAAUUUGACGUAGGUUCUAUUUUGUUUAUUAGCAGAACUUUGAAUAUGGAUGCUCAUAACCUUGUGGGUUUGGGACAUAUGUAUGGCUCUAAAACUUUGUUUGGUGGUUAUCCGUCUAUGGAGCCCUUUGUAACCGUUUCCUCUUUUCGCAAUUGA
This is a messenger RNA of Vicia villosa (hairy vetch), 3231 nucleotides long. RefSeq lists its product as uncharacterized. The transcript has 7 exons. Lineage: Eukaryota; Viridiplantae; Streptophyta; Magnoliopsida; Fabales; Fabaceae. The record is from RefSeq and is a predicted model, not a curated record. The coding region runs from base 1 to 3231 and encodes 1076 amino acids. Gene Ontology annotation, molecular function: RNA-DNA hybrid ribonuclease activity; nucleic acid binding.